Messenger RNA from Tupaia belangeri chinensis (Chinese tree shrew), 4370 nucleotides. RefSeq names its product transient receptor potential cation channel subfamily C member 5 (gene TRPC5). Gene Ontology annotation, molecular function: store-operated calcium channel activity; protein binding; inositol 1,4,5 trisphosphate binding. Gene Ontology annotation, biological process: calcium ion transmembrane transport; regulation of cytosolic calcium ion concentration. The transcript is spliced from 11 exons. NCBI's taxonomy places the organism in Eukaryota, Metazoa, Chordata, Mammalia, Scandentia, Tupaiidae. The record is from RefSeq and is a predicted model, not a curated record. Gene Ontology annotation, cellular component: cation channel complex; plasma membrane. The coding region runs from base 149 to 3073 and encodes 974 amino acids.
UAUAAAGAAGAGGUAAUGUGACUUGCCUGAAUUAAUCCUUCAAGUUAGUGACACAGCUGAAGCUAGAAUCCAGGUCCCCUAAUUCCCAGGAUUUAAUUCUUUAAAUGGCACCAUUUCGCAUGUAGAGCUUUCUAAAUUGCUAUGAACUAUGGCCCAACUCUACUACAAGAAGGUCAACUAUUCACCAUACAGAGACCGCAUCCCUCUGCAAAUUGUGAGGGCUGAGACAGAGCUCUCUGCAGAGGAGAAGGCUUUCCUCAAUGCUGUGGAGAAGGGGGACUAUGCCACUGUGAAGCAGGCCCUACAGGAGGCUGAGAUCUACUACAAUGUCAACAUCAACUGCAUGGACCCUCUGGGUCGGAGUGCUCUGCUCAUUGCAAUUGAGAACGAGAACUUGGAGAUCAUGGAGCUAUUGCUGAACCAUAGCGUGUAUGUGGGUGAUGCAUUGCUCUAUGCCAUCCGCAAAGAAGUGGUAGGUGCUGUGGAGCUUUUGCUCAGCUACAGGAAGCCCAGUGGAGAAAAACAGGUCCCCACACUGAUGAUGGACACCCAGUUCUCCGAGUUCACACCGGACAUCACUCCCAUCAUGCUGGCUGCCCACACCAACAACUAUGAGAUUAUCAAAUUGCUUGUCCAAAAACGAGUCACUAUUCCACGACCCCACCAGAUCCGCUGCAACUGUGUGGAGUGUGUGUCCAGUUCAGAGGUAGACAGCCUGCGUCACUCCCGCUCCCGACUGAACAUCUAUAAGGCUCUGGCAAGUCCUUCACUCAUUGCCUUAUCAAGUGAGGACCCCAUUCUAACUGCCUUCCGCCUGGGCUGGGAGCUCAAGGAGCUCAGCAAGGUGGAGAAUGAGUUCAAGGCUGAAUAUGAGGAGCUUUCCCAACAGUGCAAGCUCUUCGCCAAAGACCUGCUGGACCAAGCUCGGAGCUCCCGGGAACUAGAGAUCAUCCUCAACCAUCGAGAUGACCACAGCGAAGAGCUUGAUCCUCAGAAGUACCAUGACCUAGCCAAGCUGAAAGUAGCAAUCAAAUACCACCAGAAAGAGUUUGUUGCUCAGCCCAACUGCCAACAGUUGCUUGCCACCCUAUGGUAUGAUGGUUUUCCUGGAUGGCGGCGGAAACACUGGGUAGUCAAGCUUCUGACCUGCAUGACCAUUGGAUUCCUGUUUCCAAUGCUGUCUAUAGCCUAUCUGAUCUCACCCAGGAGCAACCUUGGGCUGUUCAUCAAGAAACCUUUUAUCAAGUUUAUCUGCCACACAGCAUCUUAUUUGACCUUCCUCUUCAUGCUUCUCCUGGCUUCUCAGCACAUUGUCAGAACAGACCUCCAUGUACAGGGGCCUCCUCCAACUGUUGUGGAAUGGAUGAUAUUGCCUUGGGUUCUAGGGUUCAUUUGGGGGGAGAUUAAGGAAAUGUGGGAUGGUGGAUUUACUGAAUACAUCCAUGACUGGUGGAACCUGAUGGAUUUUGCAAUGAACUCUCUCUACCUGGCAACUAUUUCCUUGAAGAUUGUGGCCUAUGUUAAGUAUAAUGGUUCUCGUCCAAGGGAGGAAUGGGAAAUGUGGCACCCGACUCUGAUUGCAGAAGCACUCUUCGCAAUAUCCAACAUUUUAAGUUCUUUGCGACUCAUAUCCCUGUUCACAGCCAACUCCCACUUAGGGCCUCUACAGAUCUCUUUGGGGCGCAUGCUACUUGAUAUCCUCAAAUUUCUCUUUAUCUACUGUCUGGUACUGCUGGCUUUUGCCAAUGGAUUGAACCAGCUUUACUUUUAUUAUGAGACAAUAGCUAUUGAUGAGCCUAACAACUGCAAGGGGAUCCGAUGUGAGAAACAGAACAAUGCCUUCUCCACGCUAUUCGAAACCCUUCAGUCACUCUUCUGGUCUGUAUUUGGCCUUUUGAACCUCUAUGUCACCAAUGUGAAAGCCAGACAUGAGUUCACCGAGUUUGUGGGAGCUACCAUGUUUGGGACAUACAACGUCAUCUCCCUGGUUGUGCUGCUGAACAUGCUGAUUGCCAUGAUGAACAACUCCUACCAGCUCAUUGCUGAUCAUGCUGAUAUUGAGUGGAAAUUUGCAAGGACAAAGCUCUGGAUGAGUUACUUUGAUGAAGGUGGCACCUUGCCACCACCUUUCAACAUAAUCCCCAGCCCCAAGUCAUUUCUAUAUCUUGGUAACUGGUUCAACAAUACCUUCUGCCCAAAAAGAGACCCUGAUGGUAGACGGAGAAGACACAACUUGAGAAGCUUCACAGAACGGCAUGCAGACAGUCUGAUACAGAAUCAACAUUACCAGGAAGUUAUCAGGAAUUUAGAGAAAAGAUAUGUGGCUGCUAUGAUAAGAAAUUCCAAAACAAAUGAAGGUCUAACAGAAGAAAAUUUUAAGGAAUUAAAGCAGGACAUCUCCAGCUUUCGAUAUGAAGUGCUUGAUCUCUUGGGAAAUAGAAAACAACCAAGGAGAAGCUUUUCUACUAGCAGCACUGAACUUUCUCAAAGGGAUGAUACCAAUGAUGGCAGUGGUGGGGCUCGGGCCAAAUCCAAGAGUGUCUCUUUCAAUUUAGGCUGCAAGAAAAAGGCCUGCCAUGGAACACCCCUCAUCAGAACCAUGCCCCGAGCCAGUGGUACCCAAGGGAAGUCAAAAGCUGAGUCAUCAAGCAAACGGUCCUUCAUGGGUCCUUCUCUCAAGAAACUGGGUCUCCUGUUCUCCAAGUUUAAUGGUCAUAUGUCUGAACCCAGUUCAGAGCCAAUGUACACAAUUUCUGAUGGAAUUGUUCAACAGCACUAUAUGUGGCAGGACAUCAGAUAUUCUCAGAUGGAGAAAGGGAAAGCAGAGGCCUGUUCUCAAAGUGAAAUUAACCUCAGUGAGGUAGAAUUAGGUGAAGUCCGGGGCGCUGCUCAGAGCAGUGAAUGCCCUCUAGCCUGUUCCAGCUCUCUUCACUGUGCAUCCAGCAUCUGCUCCUCAAAUUCCAAACUUUUAGACUCCUCAGAGGACGUAUUUGAAACUUGGGGAGAGGCUUGUGACUUGCUCAUGCACAAAUGGGGUGAUGGACAGGAAGAACAAGUUACAACUCGGCUCUAAGUCAAGCCACUAUCACCUGUUCUGGAACUCAACAGAAAAUUUGUAAUUUCCUUUCUCUCAGAGGUGACAUAUAUAGAAUAUGAUUUCCUCAUCACCUCCAUAGGAGAGUGAAAGUCCUAUUAUUUUCGCCAUCUUUUAUAGCCACAUUCUCCAUUUUUUGUUUUAUUAUUAUUAUUUGCCUUUUUAUACCUAUAAACACUAAGUCCAUCUCACAACCAAUUAAAGGGGUAUCGCCCCUAAUCAGCAGAGGUGCAGCCGGGUGCUUAACCCUUUUGCUUUGCUUUUCUUACCCUUGCUUCCUUGAAGCUCCAGGUGCCACUUUGCUACUGUUGCUGCCACACAGAUUCCUGACCAUCGUCAGGAUCUCAUGCCAUUUCCCCACAGGGUUGAGAGAUGUGGUCAGUAGUCCCCACCAGCUGUGCGAUAAAGGCAAACUAACCUGCCUAUCUUUGUUGCCCUUCAGUGCUACAUGCUGCCCACAUUGGUUCAAUGAACAGUAUCACAGGGAGGCCGAACAGACUCUAAAGAAUUGUCAGCUUGUGGUUUCUAGGUAUAACUGGCUUUUUUCUUUUGAUUUUAAACAUUACAACUUCUUAUUAUGGGGGCUGUUGAGGUUUUUUUGUUUGUGUUUCCUAGAGAUGUGUUAGUUUAAUGUGUGCCAAUGAGAUAUUUAUCCCAUAGCAUAUGUUAUAUCUGCUAAGUUAGAUGAAUUCCUUUCCUGUGUUUGUGUUUUUCAGUUAACUACAUUUUAAAAAUUUGAUAGCAUUGAAAUUAGUAUUUAGGAUGUGUACUGUUUUUAAAAAAUCUUCUACUGCACUCUAACCAAUAGUCACUACAUCUCAUACAUUGACAACAAAAAAUAAUUAGCUGGUAUAUUUAUAGGGUCCUAUCUAUUGUUGAUAGUUUUAAUCAUCAUUGCUUUCAAAGCUCUUCUAAGAUAAAAGCCUGGAUUUGAAAUAUUUUUAUCAAAAAAACUACAUCUUGCUGAGGUGUUAAAAUCUGAAAAUAAGAGCAUCUUCAUUUUAAUUAAUUGCUUUCAGGAAAAAAAAGCAAUUUUAGGUCUAGAUAACCUAAUUCAGGUUGCAGUUUUAAUAUUCAUUGGAGGCAGUGGAAUUGCAUGUGUAAACUUAUGUUAAAUAUGUAACAUAACAACUCUAGUGGAUUCAUGAAAUUAUGAAUGUGAUCCCAAUUCUACUGUCUUCAAAGAAAGCUGCAUUUAUACAUACAAAUUAUUUUCCACAGUUUAAGAGUUCUUUACAGAAUACAAAGGUUCAAGUUUAAAGUUUAAAAAUGAAGU